AUGAUUACUGCGAUUCGUUCACUCGCUGGUCGACUCAACAGAGCACGCACAGGGAACAACAAAGCUGGGCCUGCAGAGGUCAUCCGGAAUUUGAACGAGAUCUACUGCCUCAUCGAGAAUUAUGAAAGCGCCCAUCUUGACGCGGAUUCCCUGAGCGCAAUGAGGAUAAAUUGUGAAGACUUGAUUCUGGCAAGCGAUGGAAGCUACGUGAACUCAGGCCAUCCAGUCUUCUUCCAACCUCUGCCACUCGCUCGACUUCCUCCCCCGCAUCCCAACGAUACUCUUACUCAGAGGGAACUGGCGGUGUGGACUCGAUGCUUUGACGGGGUCUCUCUGUACGAAAGAACCCCCAGAGACAGCGCGGAGUUUCUAUCUGCAGUGAUGCAGUGGCACUUUACGGCCUUUCGGCGUGAUGUCCCCGGUACCAAGCGCUUAAGACCUAGCUUGAUGGAAAUGACUCGGUGGUUCCCGGUUGACUUUUACCCGUAUAUCUUCAAGGAUGAGUUCACUGAAUUGAUCUUCAAUUCCUUGAUAUGGGCGCCCGGGGACGCCUGGACGACAGGAUCGGGCCUAUCCCACGCCAUGUUCACGCUUGUCAUAGGCCAGGAGCCGGAUGAGAGGCUGCUGCGAGCGGAGGCAUUAGCGAUUAUAGCGGCGAUAAUUACGAGGCUAAGCGACCCAGCAUACAAGAGGCAAUGCGUUGUCCCUGUCAUGGUCUUCUCGCUACUUGGUGACAGAAAAGCCAGAAUUCUACAAGCUUACAAUAACUCAGAAGGGAUUAUGAUCCGGAAGAGCAGCACCUAUAGUUUUUCUUCCCCUGUAGAAGCCAAGAGAAACGUGGAUCUUUUUAUGCAGUUCAUGGCUAGCGAGCCAGUUGGCGACACCUUUCAUCUGCAGUCUUCCUCCGGAAUUAUUGACAACAUUGCGCAGCCAAACUCAUCACCGACGAGCCUAGAGCCCAGCGGUAUCGCGGCGUCAGAUGAAUAUAGUGCAGAUCAAGUACCAUCAGCCAGACGGCCUCUAUCGCAUUUCGAGAAUGUGAAAUGGGGAAAGAUGUUGAGCUCAAUCGGCAGCCGCGCACAAUUAAUCUUUGCAGGGCGUGCUAAUCGUCAGGCUGCGGCAUCCACUGAACUUCCUCAUAUACCUCCCUUUGCCUUUGAAGUCUCUCCAGAGACUCCUUUUCUCGAAAUGGGACUCAUUUGCAGUGGUGAAAGAUAG
Messenger RNA from Aspergillus clavatus NRRL 1, 1218 nucleotides. RefSeq lists its product as uncharacterized. The coding region runs from base 1 to 1218 and encodes 405 amino acids. The transcript is spliced from 4 exons. NCBI's taxonomy places the organism in Eukaryota, Fungi, Ascomycota, Eurotiomycetes, Eurotiales, Aspergillaceae. The record is from RefSeq and is a predicted model, not a curated record.